Penicillium longicatenatum is the source of this 1032-nucleotide messenger RNA. RefSeq names its product esterase/lipase family protein. The transcript is spliced from 4 exons. NCBI's taxonomy places the organism in Eukaryota, Fungi, Ascomycota, Eurotiomycetes, Eurotiales, Aspergillaceae. The record is from RefSeq and is a predicted model, not a curated record. Bases 1 to 1032 code for a protein of 343 amino acids.
AUGGGCCUCGUCGGCGUUUUCUCAUCUCACGCACCCUCACCAUCUAUGGAGGAGGCGUACUCGACAAAGGGACCAUAUGGACUUGAUGUGUUGUAUGAUCCGGACUUUGCAAGUGUGGACAUCGUCUUCGUCCACGGAUUAACAGGAAACAGAGAAUCCACGUGGACGGAUAAACAGUCGAAAAUCUUUUGGCCUAAACAGCUUCUUCCACGUGAUCUUCCCAAUGCCCGUAUCUGGACUUUUGGGUAUGAUGCCGAUAUCAUCGGGGCUCUGAAGACGGCUAGUUCGAAUACAUUGCGAGAUCAUGGGAAAUCUCUUAUGCAUGAUCUGUCACUUGCGCGGCUGAUGCAAAAAUCUCAUCGUCGCCCUCUGAUCUUCGUUGCUCAUAGUCUUGGCGGCCUCGUUACGGAACAGACACUUGUUUGUGCUCGCGAAUCGCCUCAUCAGCAUCACAAGGAUCUCUUCGAGUCGACGUUCGCUAUUACGUUUAUGGGGACUCCGCAUGUUGGUUCUGCACAGGCCAACUGGGCUACUCCGUUGACACGAUUGGCCAGUGUUCUGCGUAGAACGAACUCGGAAAUUGUACAGGUUCUAGAGCCGGGGUCUGAGAUGCUUGCCAAUCUACAGCAGGGAUUCCAUACAAUGUUGGAGGAUUAUCGAAGAAAUCAUUCCAAGACUAUUGAGAUGUUUUGUUUCUAUGAAGAAUUGGCGGUCAGAGGGAUUGGCAAGAUUGUCGAAGAUCAUUCUGCUAUUCUGAGUGGCUGUUCUAAUCGCAGUAUCCAUGCUGAUCAUAUGGGGAUGACCAAGUUUGGCAGCAAUCGUGAUCCUGGAUAUGUUGCUGUGAGUCAGCAGUUGUGGUUGUGGAUUUAUACUUUAGAAGAGUCGAACGCGCAGGCGCAGGCUGCUCCGGUGAGUACCACGCAGCUGCAGCCACACCAGCAGCAGCAUACCAUAGAUUCUGGUGGUGGUCCUAUAUUUCUUGGAAGCGUGACUGCGGGUCGAGAUUUUAUAAAUUCGACCCAGACUAGAUAA